This is a messenger RNA of Pyrgilauda ruficollis (rufous-necked snowfinch), 2267 nucleotides long. RefSeq names its product beta-1,4-N-acetyl-galactosaminyltransferase 1 (gene B4GALNT1). Gene Ontology annotation, biological process: ganglioside biosynthetic process. Gene Ontology annotation, molecular function: hexosyltransferase activity. NCBI's taxonomy places the organism in Eukaryota, Metazoa, Chordata, Aves, Passeriformes, Passeridae. The transcript is spliced from 10 exons. Bases 1 to 1518 code for a protein of 505 amino acids. The record is from RefSeq and is a predicted model, not a curated record. Gene Ontology annotation, cellular component: Golgi membrane.
AUGGGCGGUGCCAAGGCAGUGACACCUGCGGACAGGGGAGGUGACAGGAGGUGCCAGGGCGGUGCCAGGGUGGUGACACGAGGGGACGGGAGGCUGCUGCCCAGGAACGGCUGCUCGUGCGAGGCGGAGGCGGAGGCGGGGCUGGCGCUGCCGCUGCACCGGCGGCUCUUCGGGCCCGGCCCGGCGGGGCUGGACUUCGCCAGCGCCUUCGCCCCCGGGGAGCGGCCGCGGCAGCUGCGGCUGCGGGAGCGCGAGUACCGCAAUUACCGGAACCGGGUGCAGACCCCCGCCGACCGCCUGCUGAUCGUCCCGGCCAACUCCCCGCUGGAGUACCCGGCGCAGGGGGUGGAGGUGCGGCCGCUGCAGACGGUGCUGGUGCCCGGGCUCAGCCUGCAGGCGCCGGCCAGGAGCAGGUACCAGGUGAACCUGACGGCCUCGCUGGGGACGCUGGCGGUGGCGGCCGAGGUGGAGGGCGUGGCGCUGCGGGGGGAGGGGCAGCCGCACCUGUCCUUGGCCGCCGCCCACCUGGACCACCUGAACCGGCAGCUGCAGUUCGUCACCUACACCAACACCCAGUUCCACCCCGACACCGCCGACAUCGUGCAGUUCUCCACCGACGGCCACUCCGCCGCCUUCGCCAUCCGCAUCCGCCACCCGCCCACGCCGCGCCUCUACGGCCCGGGCAGGACCGGCGACAGCGACAGCGACAGCGACAGCGCCAGCAGCGGGGACGGGGGGUACAACAUCUCGGCGCUGGUGACCGUGGCCACCAAGACGUUCCUGCGCUAUGACAAACUGCGGGGGCUCAUCGCCAGCAUCCGCCGCUUCUACCCCUCCGUCACCAUCGUGGUGGCCGACGACAGCCAGCGGCCCGAGCCCCUGGCAGGGCCACACCUGGAGCACUACCUCAUGCCCUUCGGCAAGGGCUGGUUCGCCGGGAGGAACCUGGCGGUGUCGCAGGUGACCACCAAGUACGUGCUGUGGGUGGACGAUGACUUCAUCUUCACGCCCCGCACGCGGCUGGAGAAGCUGGUGGAUGUGCUGGAGAGAACCAGCCUGGACCUGGUGGGCGGCGCGGUGCGGGAGAUCACCGGUUACACCACCACGUACCGGCAGCGGCUGAGCGUGCGCGGGGGCGGCGCCGGGGGCGACUGCCUGCGGACCCGGCCCGGCUUCCACCACCGCCUCGCCGGCUUCCCCGCCUGCGUCGUCACCGACGGCGUCGUCAACUUCUUCCUGGCCCGCACCGACAAGGUGCGCCAGGUGGGCUUCGACCCCCGCCUGCGCCGCGUGGCGCACCUCGAGUUCUUCAUCGACGGGCUGGGCGUGCUGCACGUGGGCUCGUGCGAGGACGUGGUCGUGGACCACGCGUCCAAGCUGGCGCUGCCGUGGCGGCGCUCGGAGGGCGAGCGCCAGUACAACCGGUACCGGUACCCGGCGGCCCGCGACGACAGCGUGCGCCUCAAGCAGCGCCUCUUCUUCUUCAAGAACCGCUUCAAGUGCAUGGCCGGCGACUAGGCGACACCGGGAGUGGCCACCGGGCGUGGCCACCAGCCCCCGGCAGCGCUGGGGAGCCGCGGGGCUGCGCUGAUGGCACCCCCGGGGGGCUGGCGCGGAGGUGGCACCGGGACACGCCGUGGGCAGCGCUCGCACGGGCCGCCUCAAGGGUCACUGCUGCCAGCCACCCCUGCGGUGUCCCCAGAGCCACCGGCCGUAUCUGGGCCACCCCCGGGGUCACCAACCCUCCUGCGGGUCACCCCCAGGGCCGCCGUUCCUGGGGCACCCCUGGCGUGGCUGUCCCUGGUGGGUCACCCCAUGGGCCACCAUUCCAGGGCUACCAACCCCGGGACACCCCUGGCGUGGCUGUCCCUGGUGGGUCACCCCACGGGCCACCACCGCCGGCUGUCCCCGGGGCCACGGCCACUGGCGUGACACAGUGCCACCCCCCAGGUGGCCACUCCAGGGCCACUGCCACUAUGGUCCCCCUCCCUUGGGCCACCCCGUGUGCCACCACCACUGGACACCUGUGGGACACCCCCAGAACCCCCCCCAGGGCCACCCCAUGGGCCACCACUGAGGGCCACCCCAGGGCCACUGCCAUGGGCCACCACCCAGUGCCACCACCCAGGGCCAGCCGGGCCCGCGGGGUCCCCGGAGCCCCCCGCCCCCCCGCGGUGUUUUUAGCUCUUUUGUACUUUGGGGGGGGGGUGGUGGCGGGGUCCCCCCGGGCACAGGGUCCCCCCCUGAUGUCCCCACUCCGUUUUCUA